CAAACCCUUAUAAAUAGUAGACACAAAUCCUCACAUUUCAAUCACAAAAAUGAAGACUUUUGCAGCUUUUUUGCUACUUUGUGUGAGCACUGCUCUCGUUUCCUCCACCACAGACAAAUUGGUGUGUUAUUGGGGCACGUGGUCGACCUACCGCUGGGGCAAUGGCCGCUUCACCGUCGACCAUAUCGACCCCCAUUUGUGCACCCAUAUCAUCUAUACCUUCGUGGGACUCCAACCCAAUGGUACUGUAAAACAUUUGGACGAGUAUUUGGACGUGGAUGCUGGAACCAUAGCCAAAUUGAACGGCCUUAAGUCCCAAAACCCCAAUUUGAAGACUUUAAUUGCAAUCGGGGGGUGGAACGAAGGCUCCGAAACGUACUCCAAAAUGGCCGCGAGUCCCACCAAACGGGCCACAUUUAUCAAGAGUGCCUUGAAUUUAGUCCAAACGUGGGGUUUCGAUGGAUUUGACCUUGAUUGGGAGUAUCCAGGGCAACGAGGAGGCGCUGUUGCCGAUAUAGAGAAUUACGCCACCUUGAUUAGGGAGUUUCGGGAGGUUUGGGACCAGCAUGGGUUGAUUUUGACGGCGGCUGUGGCCGCGGCGGGGCCCUCAGUGGACUUGUCCUACCAUGUACCAUCGUUGAGCAAGUAUCUUGAUUUUAUUAAUGUGAUGGCGUAUGAUUUGCACGGGUCGUGGGAGGCUGUGACUGGACAAAAUGCCCCACUUUUUGCCUCCUCCAUUGAUGUGGAGGGGAGUCAGAGGUUACUCAAUGUGGAUGCGGCGAUUCGAGGGUGGAUUGAGAGAGGGGCGGAUCCUCAAAAAUUGGUUUUAGGUUUGGGGGUUUAUGGGAGGAGUUUUACACUCGCCAAUGCGAGUAAUAAUAAGUUGGGGGCCCCGAUUGUGGCGGGGGGGGAUGCUGGGAAGUAUACAGGGGAGCGUGGGAUGAUGGGCUAUAAUGAGAUAGUGGAAGCUCAACUCGCAGGUGGCUGGACCACAGUAUGGGACGACGAACAGAAAACACCCUAUAUGUACAAAGGAACCCAAUGGGUCGGUUACGACAACCCUAAAUCGAUCGCAAUUAAGGUACAAUAUGCCAAAUCCAUGAACCUAGCCGGUGUCAUGAUUUGGUCCAUCGAAACCGACGAUUUUAACGGCCUCAGUGGUACCAAGUACCAAAUUUUGAACGCCAUUAACGCCGCUUUGAAAUCCGAUGAAAUUCCCUCUGAACCUGAACCAAUCCCGACUCAGGCCCCUGAACAUGAACCAACUUCUGAACAAUCGACUCAUGCUCCUGAGAAACCUGAGCCGACUCAAAGUACCAAACUCCCCGAACUCGGAAAUGGGAUUUGCACCAAGGAAGGGAUUGUGAGGGAUUCAAAUGACUGUUCCAUUUACUACCAUUGUGUUUCUAAUCGUGAUGGGUUGGUUGACAUCCAGAUGAAAUGCAGCCAUGGGUUGGUCUACGACCUUGAACUUAAUAUUUGUAAUUAUCCUGAAAUUGUUCAGUGUUGAGUUGGGAAAUAAAAAUUUAUGAAGCAA
Molecule: messenger RNA, 1537 nt
Organism: Tribolium madens (black flour beetle)
Lineage: Eukaryota; Metazoa; Arthropoda; Insecta; Coleoptera; Tenebrionidae
Gene: Cht8
Product: chitinase-3-like protein 1
Exons: 6
Coding region: 50-1510 (486 amino acids)
Biological process (GO): chitin catabolic process; carbohydrate metabolic process
Cellular component (GO): extracellular region
Molecular function (GO): chitinase activity; chitin binding
Source: RefSeq, a predicted model, not a curated record